AUGGAGCAUGGGGCAGCUGCUAGCUUGGGAAGAUAUUUCAGUCGUCAACUUAAGGAAAAUCCUUCAUAUUAUUUUGCUACUCAAUUGGACUGUGAAGAGUUGAUUACUAAUAUCUUUUGGGCCGAUGCAAGAAUGAUCAUUGACUAUAGCCACUUCGGUGAUGUAAUAACAUUUGAUACAACGUAUAGCACAAAUAGAGAUGCAAGGCCACUUGGAGUAUUUUUGGGUCUCAAUCACCAUAGAGAAACUGUUGUAUUUGGAGGUGCACUUUUAUAUGAUGAAACGAUUGAAUCUUUUGUAUGGUUAUUUGAGACCUUCUUAGAAGCAAUGUCAAAAAAGAAGCCAAUCACUAUUUUCAUAGAUCAAGAUGUAGCAAUGUCAGCUGCAAUAAAAGUAGUCAUGCCUGAGACAUAUCAUACAUUGUGUAGUUGGCAUAUGUGGCAAAAUGUUGAGAAACACUUGGGUCAUUUACUAAAAACUGAGCCUCAAUUUAACGCUGAUUUCUUAGCAUGUAUCUAUGAGUAUGACGGUGAAGAUGAGUUUCUUACAGCUUGGAAUGAAAUGCUAGAUAAGUACAAUGUUCGUGAAAAUAAAUGGCUAAUUGAUCUAUUUAAAUUGAAGGAAAAAUGGGCCCAAGCAUAUGUUAAGAGAACUUUCACUACAGGAAUGAAGACAACCCAGCUUAGUGAGAGUUUCAAUGCUGACUUGAAGGAUUGCUUGCAUACUGAUCUCAAUAUAGUAGAGUUUUUCACUCAUUUUGAAACAAUUGUCAAUCAAAAGCGGGAUAAGGAGUUAGAAGCAGAAUACAACUCUAGACAGAAAUUUCCAAGAUUAAAGCUCAAAAGCUCUCCUAUGCUUAACCAAGUAGCAACAGUGUACAUGCCUAAGUUGUUUGAUUUAUUUCAGACAGAAGUUGAAGAGGUAAUGGCACUAUCCAUCCUUGAACGCAAUGUGAGUCAAACACAUAGUUAUGUGGUUGGAGUUUUCAAUCAAAAUGGAAAAUAUGAGGUCAUGUGGAAUCCAUUAGAUGAGACUCUAUCUUGUAGUUGCAGAAAGUUUGAGUCAUUUGGUAUUUUAUGUAGGCAUGGUUUGAAAGUUCUUGAUGUAUUGGAUAUCAAGUUGAUUCCUAAUAGAUAUAUUAUGAAGAGGUGGAGAAGAGAUGUAAAAGAUGGAAGCGGAAAAAAUUGCACAACACAUAACAUUAAGCCGGAUACUUGA
Molecule: messenger RNA, 1218 nt
Organism: Quercus robur (English oak)
Lineage: Eukaryota; Viridiplantae; Streptophyta; Magnoliopsida; Fagales; Fagaceae
Product: protein FAR-RED IMPAIRED RESPONSE 1-like
Exons: 1
Coding region: 1-1218 (405 amino acids)
Biological process (GO): regulation of DNA-templated transcription
Molecular function (GO): zinc ion binding
Source: RefSeq, a predicted model, not a curated record